AUGCCAGCCUUGACGGUGCGCGCCCAGCGGCAAAGAAUUUUCAAGGCCGUCUUUCACACCGAUUUAUCACUGCCCACGCCACUGCUAUCCUCAUCGGCACCCGGCGAACCGUUUGGCGGGCCACCGCUCGCCACCAAUAACGCGUCGACGCGUGGCAGGCGCUCGGCCGGCAACGAUGCCGGGCUGUCGGACCAAGUGAAAUGGGACCGGGCCUGGCAUCUGGUCACAUCCCGUAUUCAACUUCCCUCUUCCGUCGCCAUCGAAGAUUCCUUUGGCACGCUGCCGCCCCAGUCGCAGGACGGCGAUUCAGGUUUCUAUGAGGCACUGCCAAUCGUGCUUGAUCCAGCAACCAGUGUGCCCCGCGCAACGCACACUGAAGACAUCCUGCUGUGGCACGCACGCCAAGUUCGGCAGCAUUUUGUUCACCAUGUCCUCCCGCUGCUUGCUGCCUGCGCCGGCCUCGCGGAUACGUCGCAGAUUGUGACGAGCACGGUGAAUACCCUGGCCGCAGCCCACCGACAAUAUCUCAAUGGCCUGCUGCUCAUCGUAAGAGGUAUCUCUGAUGAAGCUGCUUUGGAGACGGCCACCAGCACCUUCAGGCGAGACUUGCAUGCCGUCAUUGGCAAUUCAUGGACCCAAGGUCUCAUCAAUGCCCUCAACCCUGCACUCGCGCGAUUGCUGCGCACCAUCUUGAGCAUCGGGCGGCGCUUUGAUGGCAGGCAUGAUUUUGAGGAUCCCAACGCAUCGACCGCCCGAAAAGAGCUAUUGAGCCUUCUAGAGUCGUUGCAAAAGGUCGGUCUCGCCGGAGACAAGUUUCAGGUGCUGUUUGCAGAGUUGAUGGAUAGUUGCAUGCACGAAUUCAUUCAGACAGCCUACGCCCGAGUCUGGGGCGCAAUCGAGGUCAAGGACCCAAACACGGGAUCGGUCCUGCCCGGCUGCAUGGCGCACCUAUGUGACUGGGUGGAAAACCAAUAUGGGCGACUGGCUGUGGAAGUCUUUGGCCAGCUCGGAGGCCAGGUGAAAUGGGCCGAUGUUGAGCAGUGGCGUGAUAUUGCCAUAGGUCGUCUGGCAACGCUGCGAAUACACGAGCUCUUUGACAUUGUUCUGCACUGGCCCGAGACAAGAGGGGGCCUUGAUGAUUUGGGAUACUCUGUUACAACACCCCAACGACGCCUGGCAUUGACAGACACCUUCUCAGCCGCCCUACAGCAUCGGCUGCUCCACCCAGGCCGGUCUACUCUGGAAAUACUGCAGACAUACAUUUCCAUGAUUCGAACCUUUCACGCACUCGAUCACUCAAAAGUGCUUCUUGAUCGAGUAGUGCACGCCUUGCAGCUCUACCUUUGCCAAAGAGAUGAUGCGAUACAAAUUGUAGUUACGGGCCUCCUCGCAAAUCCCGAAGGCAUCAAUGCUCUCGAGGCCAAAACGAAGCUUGUCGAGCUGGCCGUUAUUAUGAACGAAGCGUCUCAACUGCAAAGAAUAGCGAUUGAUGAGGAGGAUCUUGGAUGGGACGACAUGAACUGGGUCCCAGAUCCCGUUGAUGCCGGCGUAAACUACAAGCGCCCUAAGAACGAGGACGUCGUUGGCACGCUGAUCAGUGCGCUUGGCUCGCAAGACAUAUUCAUCAAGGAAUUUCAGCACAUUAUAGCAGAGCGACUGUUGUCGAAACAGCCUGGCUUCCAGCAAGAGAUUAAAGUUCUAGGACUGUUGAAGAAGAGGUUUGGCGAGCACGCGCUGCAAAACUGUGACGUUAUGGUCAAAGAUAUUCACGAUUCCAGGCGGGUCGACGCCGUGUUGCGACGCAAAAUCCGCAGUGCGCAACAGCCCGGCGCUCCAGGUCUAUCAUACCACUCCAAGAUCUUAUCACGUCUGUUCUGGCCUAGUCUGACAAAGGAGACGUUCAAGGUUCCUCGGCCUGUCGCAGAAAUCCAAGCACAAUACGAGGCUGGUUUUGAGCAACUCAAAUCAUCUCGGAAGCUUGGAUGGCUAGAUAACCUGGGCACGGCGACAGUGAGUCUCGAGCUCGAGGACCGCACCGUCGAGCUCGAAUGCAAGACGUAUGAAGCUGCAGUGAUUUUCGAGUUUCAAGGCGACGGAACGCAGAGCGACACGGGCGCACAGCAGCGCACUUUUGAAGAGAUUUGGCAGAGCUUGUUGAUGGAUGAGGAUGCCCUCGAACUUGCGCUUCGGUUCUGGAUGACGAAGAAGGUUCUCAAGAAUGUCGGUAAUCGGACGUACGUGGUUCUGGAACGCUUGGAUUCUGAAGCAGCCGUAGCCGAUGCUCAUGACGAUGGCUCCGUCGACGAGGGCAUAGAGAUCUCUGGCAGUGUCUCCCCGAAGAAAGCCAAGGUCAUGGAUGCGAAGGAAGCAGAGCGGCGCACUAUUUAUUGGCAGUUCAUCCUUGGUAUGCUGACAAACUCGGCACCAGCCAUGCCACUCAGCCAAAUUGCCAUGAUGAUGAAGAUGCUCAUCGCGGACGGAUGCCACUGGAGCACCGAAGAGCUGCAAGAGUUCUUGGAAGAAAGAAUUAUGGCUGGGGAGCUAGAACUGGCCGGUGGCAAAUAUCGGUUACCCAAGAAGUGA
Messenger RNA from Cordyceps militaris CM01, 2583 nucleotides. RefSeq names its product anaphase-promoting complex subunit ApcB, putative. NCBI's taxonomy places the organism in Eukaryota, Fungi, Ascomycota, Sordariomycetes, Hypocreales, Cordycipitaceae. Gene Ontology annotation, cellular component: anaphase-promoting complex. The transcript has a single exon. Bases 1 to 2583 code for a protein of 860 amino acids. The record is from RefSeq and is a predicted model, not a curated record. Gene Ontology annotation, molecular function: ubiquitin protein ligase binding. Gene Ontology annotation, biological process: ubiquitin-dependent protein catabolic process.